AUGCUGCCACUCCCGCCUCUCUCCCCGGCUGAAACGCUGGUUGAUCAUGAACCCAAAAAACUUUCUCUUACUCGCAGACUUAUUUUACUGGUUCUAUUCUGUCUUGCUCAGUUUUUGGAUGCCUUCAAUAACUCAGCUCUCUUCUCUGCAAUCCCUGCACUCGAAAUAUCCAUGGGUAUGACUGAAAGUCAAUCCACUUGGAUCAUUAGUGCAUUCCAGUUGACUUUUGCAUCUUUUCUGCUUAUUAGUGGUCGCAUUAGCGAUGUAUACAAUCCAAAAUUUGCAUUCAUUGGGGGUGUAUCUGGUCUUGGUGUCAUCUCGCUGUGCGCCGGAUUUGUUGAUGACACCAUUCCGCUCAUCAUUCUCAGAGCAUUGAGUGGAAUAGCUUCUUCAAUGACAAUCCCUUCUGCCCUAACACUCCUGGUCAACUUAUUUCCUGAUCCGCUUGAACAAGCUCGGGCGAUAGGGUUAUUUGGAGGUUGUGGCUGCGUCGCUAACGUUCUCGGUCUCAUGAUUGGUGCAAUGUUUGUCGAAUGGGCGUCUUACCAUUGGGUGUUCUGGUUCGUAGCCAUUGUGGCUGUGCCAGUGGCUCUGGCAUGUGUCUUCAUCAUACCGCCAGAAAUUUCAAAGACCAAAGACAAUCUUAGGCCAGCAGCAGCGAAAUGGAAAAGUCUCGAUUUACUCGGCGUAAGCAUUCUAACUGUUGCCAUAAUUUUAUUCAUCUUCGCUGUGACAUCCGGCUCCACUGAUGGUUGGGCAUCCGCAAUAGUGCUGGUCCCGCUAAUCAUAUCAAUUUUAAUGGUGGUUGGGUUUUUCUAUUGGGAAACACUCAUACCUGUGGACAAAGCUGCAAUACCACCCCGGACAUGGUUUUACCACAAUUUCUCCAUUCUUUUUGCUGUCGCGCUCUUGCCAUACCUUUGGUGGAGCACUGUGUUCUCAAUUUUCACCACACUGUGGCAAAACGUCUUUGAGUGGUCGGCAAUAUCAUCAGUUAUACACAUGUUCCCGAUCGGUGUCGUAGCCUUCGCUAUGAGUUUCACCGGAUCACUUUCUCGCGUCUUCAGUCCGAAAUGGAUUAUUCUCACUGGUCUGUGCCUGUGCAUGGUCGCGACCGCAUUGCUGGCGCUUGGUGGGGGAAAGCCCCAGGAUUUUUGGCCCUAUAUUUUCCCAGCUUUUUCUCUAGGAAGCGCAGGGGUCAUGCUGACUUAUACACAUGCGAACAUUGCUAUUUUUCAAGCUGCACCUUCAUCCAUGGCCGGCACAGUUGGUGCCAUCUUUAACGGCGCACUUCAAUUUGGAUCGGCAAUUGGGAUCGCUGCUGCCAGCUCGAUAGAAACAUCCGUGGAGGCCAUCCAUGGUGGUUCACACGAGUAUGGCGGACGAGCCGCAGCAUUUUGGUUCCUCUUUGGAGUUAUCUCUCUGCAAUUCAUUUCAGUAUCAAUAUUUUACGACCGCAGUACGGACCACAUACCCCAGCCAAAACACGGCAACCCCGUAAAUCCUGCUCAACACAACACGCACUUUGACGAAAAGCUUAACGACGCGAACAUGACCAUAACGAAAGUAAACGAAAAGGCUGACCUAGGGGAUUUGCCGGUGUAA
Suillus clintonianus is the source of this 1605-nucleotide messenger RNA. Its product is annotated as major facilitator superfamily domain-containing protein. Lineage: Eukaryota; Fungi; Basidiomycota; Agaricomycetes; Boletales; Suillaceae. Gene Ontology annotation, molecular function: transmembrane transporter activity. Gene Ontology annotation, cellular component: membrane. The transcript has 9 exons. The coding region runs from base 1 to 1605 and encodes 534 amino acids. The record is from RefSeq and is a predicted model, not a curated record. Gene Ontology annotation, biological process: transmembrane transport.